AUGGCGGUCCAGAAAACCACUAAGAAGGCAGUUCACUUCGGUGCUGGCAACAUUGGCCGUGGCUUUGUUGCCUGCUUCCUCCACAACUCCGGGUACGAGGUCGUCUUCGCCGACGUGGCCGGCCCCUUGAUAGACGCCCUCAACUCCACGCCGUCAUACAAGGUGAUUGAAGUCGGAACCGAGGGCACAACGGAAUCGACCAUCACCAACUACCGAGCCAUCAACUCCAAGACCCACGAGGAGGACCUGGUGCGGGAGAUUGCGAGCGCCGAUGUCGUCACCUGCUCCGUUGGCCCAAACGUCCUCAAGUUCAUCGCCCCCGUGAUUGCGAAGGGCGUUGACAUGCGGCCAACUGACGCCGACCCUAUUGCCGUCAUCGCCUGCGAAAAUGCUAUCGGGGCCACCGAUACUCUGGCAGGACACAUCAAGCAUCCCGACAACACUCCUGGGCACCGCUUAGACGACCACCACGAGCGAGCAAGAUAUGCGAACUCGGCUAUCGACAGAAUCGUGCCCGCACAAGAUCCCGAAGCCGGGCUCGACGUCACGUUGGAGAAAUUCUACGAGUGGGUCGUCGACAGAACACCGUUUGGAGAUCACCAGGUCCCCAGCAUCGAGGGCAUCAACUGGGUUGACCACCUGGAGCCUUUCAUCGAGCGCAAGCUGUACACAGUCAAUACCGGCCACGCCACUGCAGCCUACUUUGGCUACAACCGCAAUAAGCGAACAGUGUAUGACGCUCUUCAGGACCGCGACAUCCGCGGCCAGGUCGAGGCGGCAUUGCGGAACACGGCCACCCUGAUCACCGACAAGCACGACAUCCCCGAGGACCAACAGAUGGCCUACGUUAAGAAGAUCAUGAAGCGCAUUGGCAACCCGCAUCUCGAGGACGCUGUCGAGCGUGUCGGCCGCGCCCCCCUCCGCAAGUUGUCGCGGAAGGAACGCUUCAUCGGGCCCGCCGCGGAGCUCGCCGAGCGUGGCGAGGACUUCGAGUCCCUGCUCCAUGCCGCCGAGAUGGCUUUCCGCUUCCAGAAUGUCGACGGGGAUGAGGAGAGCCAGGAGCUCGCCAAGCUUAUGGCCGAGCUCGCCCCCCAAGACGUCGUCGCCAAGGUGUGCGGACUGACUCCCACCGAGAAGCUGUACCCUCGGGUCGUCGAGGUCGUCAGGAGAGUGCAGGCGGACAGCCAAGAGGAUUAAUCCGGGCAGUCCUGAGUAACGUCGGUCCGGGGCGCGAGGCGUCCUAUUUCUCGGUUUGGUUUCUUGGUUUAUGUGAUCAUGACACAGGGUUAGCAGGGAUGCAUGUCAAAUGGCGGAUAAAUGGCGUUCAAGAGUUUCUCACGGGUCAAUUUUAUAUUUGUAGAGGCGCCUGAUGGUCCGACGCUUCGACGCUUCAACGCUCCUCGGGCGUAUCGUUGGUCAUCGCGGUAGCGCUUUGUGUCGAAGGUUAAGAAUGUACAGAUUAAGAUAGCGAGAUUCUAUAGCUGUACAGAACGAAAGUCAUCUGUCGACCUCCGGCAACAAACUUUUCGAGUCUGACCAUAAUCUUAACGAUGGCAUUGUGAUGAGGGUUGUCUUCCCCCAGAGCCUCGUCUGAUCCCUCACCUCCUCAUCCCGCUAGGUUCACCCCACGCCACACCUGUUACACUCCUGAUCGAA
Molecule: messenger RNA, 1656 nt
Organism: Phialemonium atrogriseum
Lineage: Eukaryota; Fungi; Ascomycota; Sordariomycetes; Cephalothecales; Cephalothecaceae
Product: mannitol-1-phosphate dehydrogenase
Exons: 2
Coding region: 1-1197 (398 amino acids)
Biological process (GO): mannitol catabolic process
Cellular component (GO): cytosol
Molecular function (GO): mannitol-1-phosphate 5-dehydrogenase activity
Source: RefSeq, a predicted model, not a curated record